UUAAAACGCGCAACAUCUCCAAUCAGGAACUACGACGUCUGAGCGCUUAUCGUGCAGUCAUGUGACAGUUUCUUCAGUGGAGCGUGUCCUCUAAAAAAUCUAUUUUUAAUUCACCGCGAAAAACGUGUGUUGAAUGUUUACGGAGGAGGAUAUGCCGCUGGCCUGGGAGAGUCAUGGUGAUCAUUAAUUCAAUCCUGAAACUGGUGCAGCGUCAAACAUACACCUGUCUAUCUCACCGCUAUGGUCUGUACCUGUGUUUUGGAGGGCUCGUCCUCAUGAUUGUGUCUGCAUUUCAGUUUGGAGAGGUUGUAGUAGAAUGGAGUAGAGAUCAGUACCAUGUUUUGUUUGAUUCCUACAGAGAUAAUGUUGCAGGAAAGUCCUUUCAGACCAGGCUUUGCCUACCAAUGCCCAUUGAUGUGGUGUACACCUGGGUAAAUGGCACAGACACAGACCUACUAAAGGAUCUCCAUGCUGUGAGAAAGCAGUUGGAAGACAAACAGAAAGCCCUGAGGGAACGUCUAGGAAAGAAUGCCUCUGAAACUACUGAAGCUCCCAAAGGAAGGCCAGAAUGUCUGUUGUCUCACUGCAUCUUGGCUCCAGUGCUGGUGUUGGAGCCGGUCCUCCCGCCUAACAUCACAUUAAAAGAGCUGCCCGUACUUUCAGCUGCCUUCACAUCUGUAAAGCAACUCUUACAGGUGGCCAAACCCCUCCAGCCCUCAACAAGUGUGUCUGUCCUUUUCUUCCACUCGGACGGCGAAGCUGAAAAGGCUUACACAGAUGGUUUGAAGGACAACCUGGUAUACUCCAUCAGCAGAGCUUAUCUGACAACAGAUAAGGAUGCUCCGGGUCUCGUCCGCAUAAACACGCUGGCCUACUUGAGCGGAUUCCCGGCAUCGUUGAAGGAAACCAAGCAACUCGAAGCCAAACUACCAGCUGCAGUAAGCAGUAAAAUUAAGCAGAUACAGCUCUACUCCGAGGCCAGCAUCGCUCUGCUCCACCUCAACACAGCAGAAGAAUUUAAUGAACUCACCCAGCAGGCCAAGAAGAACCUCACGCUGGAUGGUAAAGCGCUCACGGUCAGACCGGCUUAUCUGUUCUGGGACCUGAGCGCAAUCUCGCAGUCCAAGCAGGAUGAGGAUGUGUCAGCCAGUCGCUUUGAAGAUAACGAAGAAUUGCGAUAUUCCCUGCGAUCCAUCGAGAAACACGCCCCCUGGGUGCGGCACAUCUUCAUCGUAACCAACGGCCAGAUACCAUCAUGGCUGAACCUGGAUAAUCCACGUAUAUCCGUGGUUACUCAUCAGGACAUUUUCCAGAAUCAGUCUCACCUGCCCACAUUCAGUUCUCCAGCCAUAGAGACUCACAUCCACCGAAUCCCAGGACUGUCACAGAAGUUCAUCUACCUGAACGAUGAUGUCAUGUUCGGCAAAGACGUUUGGCCGGAUGACUUCUACAGUCACUCCAAAGGUCAAAAGGUGUAUCUUACCUGGCCUGUUCCAAACUGUGUUGAAGGCUGCCCAGGCUCCUGGAUUAAAGAUGGCUACUGCGACAAGGCCUGCAAUAAUUCAGCCUGUGACUGGGAUGGAGGAGACUGUCUGGGUACUGCAGAUAACAACCGGUUUAGAGCAGGGGGCGGUUCUGUGAUCGGAGGCGGGCCAGCUUGGCAGUUUUCAGGUGGUCUGGGAAAACUGGGAGGCGUGUCUUUUUGUAACCAGGGCUGCGCUAACUCUUGGUUGGCUGAUAAAUUCUGUGACCAGGCGUGCAAUGUUUUGGUCUGCGGGUUUGACGUGGGCGACUGCGGACAAGAUAAUUUCAACCAACUGCACCGUAUCGUCCUCAAGAGGAACCAAACCACUUACGUCCUUCCACAGGGAGAAAUCCGACCGUAUUUUAGCUUCUCGGGCCUUGCCAACCGUGUGUCAGAGGCGCUGGUCAGCGACAACCCCGUGAUCCGUCACACCUCGGUCGCCAACAAAUGGAAGACCAUCCAUCUGCUUCUGCUGCCGGGAUACAAUGCCACCCAGAUCCACUACAACGUAACCUUUCAGGGCACAGACAACAACGAUUUCACCAUGAAUUUCUCCAUCGCUGUCGAUACGCGAGAACUCCCCAAAUCUAAUGUCUCCACUCCAGUGGAAGAGAAGACCGACGGACCCAAACCAGCCGUGGUGACCCCAGAACCAGAAGUGGUCCAGUUUGUAAACGUUUCCAAAGAGAAACUAAGUCCAAGAGUUCGAGACAAAGCCCACGGGAAGGUAGAGACCGUGCAGGUGCCUGCAUUAAAUGAAUCGCUUUUGCCUGAGGAGGUGAAGGUUGAAUUACAAAAACUGAAAGAGAAGCUAAUGUUGGGUGACAUCACCAUUAAAGGCUACAAUUUGACCAAAGCUGUGCUGUUGGAGCCCUACAAAGACAAAGUACAGUAUUUGCUAUACAAAGACUCUACAGAAACGCAAGACCAGGGCUCAAAAAAGGAGAAAGCUCCUUUAUUUGUUCAAAACAUUGAAAUGAACUCCAAUUCAGAUAAAAACACCCCAACUCUUGUCCCGGUCAAAGUUGAUGAAGUCAUUCCCAAUGCUGAAUCGCAAUUGUUUGGCAUAGAGAAACCUCAUAUAUCUAAGCUCCUCAACACACUGGUGGGCAACAUGUCCAAGGAGAAAAUUUCAGAAAAUGAAGGCCACCUCCGGGGACGGCCCAUGAGUCGAAAACUUCAGCACUAUGCCGGCGGGGACAGAGGCUUCCUUCCUUGGGAGAGAAGAAAGUUCUUUCAAGAUCUGCUGGAGGAAAAGGAGCGCCUGGAGAGAGAGCUGCGGUAUAAAGCUGACCGGACCGCCACUGGGCGAAAGUUACAGGAUACGUUUGCUGACUCGCUCCGCUAUGUCAACAGACUUCUAAACGGCAAAUUCGGAUACACCUCCCGUAAAGUUCCUGCCCACAUGCCUCACAUGAUUGACAGGCUCAUUAUGCAGGAGCUGCAGGACACUUUCCCUGACGACUUCGAUGAGACCUCCUCACAUUCUGUGCGACAAUGGAACGACAUGCAGUUCGCCUUCUCCUAUUUCUACUUCCUGAUGAGCGCCAUACAGCAGCUGAAUAUUUCCGAAGUGUUCGACGAAAUCGACACGGACCACUCCGGCGUGCUCUCCGACCGGGAGAUCCGCACAUUGGCCACACGUAUCCACGAACUACCUUUAAGUCUUCAGGAUUUGACCAGUCUGGAGCAGAUGCUCAUAAAUUGUUCGAAGACACUUCCAUCAAACCUCACACAACUUCAUAUUGUCAGCCCCACCCAGGAGGCUUAUUAUGACCCUAGCAUGCCACCAGUCACAAAAGGUUUAGUCAUCCACUGUAAACCCAUCACCGAGAGGAUACUCAAAGCCUUCAAGGACCAAAAUAAAUACAAGUUUGAAAUAAUGGGGGAAGAGGAGAUAGCUUUUAAAAUGAUACGGACCAACGUCUCGCAUGUUGUCGGGCAGCUAGACGACAUCAGGAAGAACCCUAGGAAAUUUAUCUGCCUGAAUGACAACAUAGACCACAGCCAUAAGGAUGCCAGCACAGUCAAAGCUGUACUGAGGGAUUUCUAUGAAUCCAUGUUCCCGUUGGCGUCCCAAUUUGAGCUGCCUAAAGAAUACAGAAACCGUUUCCUGCACAUGUCUGAACUACAGGAGUGGCGGAUAUACAGGGACAAGCUAAAGUUCUGGACCCACUGCGUGCUGGUGACCUUGGUCAUCUUCACAGUCCUGUCUUUCUUUGCCGAGCAGCUGAUCAUGUUGAAACGCCGGCUUUUUCCCAGACGCAGGAUCAGCAAGGAGGUUAACCACGAACGGGUGUGAAGUUUACAGCUAACUCCAGUCUCUCCCUAGUAAACCCCAUCUUCGAGUGGACUCCGUCCCAACUUAAAGGCUUGUUAACAUCCAUCAUAAACCACCACAAGCGUGCCCAUUUGGAUGUGACAAUGAAGUUGAUGGAGAAACUUUAAGUUACAGGGCUCCUCCACUGGGGGGCGUUAGUGAGACACUGCAGCCUUUGAGGCUUCGUGUUUAUCUCACACUCCAGACUGUGCAUCGACUGGGAACUGACCUUAGAUGCCCGCAGUCGCUUUUAAGGACGUGUGUUGCCACGUGACUUUGGGGGUUUGAAUAAUUUGAUGCAGGAUUUUAAUUUAUAAGGUAAAGAACUACCUACAUGAGGGUUGUUAAUAUUUCUCUUAUUUUAUUUGUCCUGCCUCAUUCUUUCAGUGCCUUUGUUCACCACCCUGAAUGAAUCCUGUGAACUGUAAUGCACGGCUGGGAUCCUCUGGCUUUUUGCAUUCGUCUCAUUGUCUCUCUUCAUUUUUAAUUUCUUUGUAUUUACGAAGUGGCACCUAAUCUGGACAAGCGUAUUUGAAAUUGACUACCAGUGUUGCGAUCCAAAAAAAUUGGGGUAUUGAUUUAAAUAUGAAAUGAUCCGUCAAUCUCUCUUUCUCUUCCUAAAUGCAUGUCAUUCAGGUUCAUAACAUUUACUAGAAAUUCUUCACUUGCUCGUCUUUUAGCGGGACGUUAAAUAGUGACUUUGUCUGAAAUUCAGAUGCCUCCACCUGUGGACCUGUUGGGUAUCGAAAACUCUUCACCUGCUUCAUUUGUUAUUUUAAUGGGAAUAUUUUUUUGCUUGCUCACGUUACUACUGACUCCACCCUUGUGCCAAACAUGAACUCGCUUGACAAAACAAGUGUGCACAAACCGUUUUGAUUAUGGGAUAGAUUUUCCUGUUUGCUUUUAUUUAUUUGCUUAUAAGAUUCGAAUCAUAAUAUACCACAUGAUCUCCUUUUGUGCCAAAAAUGUGUUAUUUUGAUGUUAUUUUCAAAUUACUUAGACAGCCGCUUGCUGCUGUUGUGUUAUGGUAAACUGAACUAAAAAAUAGUGCCAUGUUUUUUAAUCAUUCAACGACCCUGUUUGAUAAUGAACUUGCAUACUUAAUAUAAUCUGAAUGAAAUACCCAAAUAUAUUAAUUAAAAAUCAUCUUUCACACUUACGAAAUCCUUAA
Molecule: messenger RNA, 5016 nt
Organism: Misgurnus anguillicaudatus (oriental weatherfish)
Lineage: Eukaryota; Metazoa; Chordata; Actinopteri; Cypriniformes; Cobitidae
Gene: gnptab
Product: N-acetylglucosamine-1-phosphate transferase subunits alpha and beta
Biological process (GO): carbohydrate phosphorylation; N-glycan processing to lysosome
Cellular component (GO): Golgi apparatus
Molecular function (GO): UDP-N-acetylglucosamine-lysosomal-enzyme N-acetylglucosaminephosphotransferase activity; calcium ion binding
Source: RefSeq, a predicted model, not a curated record